Messenger RNA from Medicago truncatula (barrel medic), 3042 nucleotides. RefSeq names its product receptor-like protein EIX1. The record is from RefSeq and is a predicted model, not a curated record. The transcript has 2 exons. Bases 1 to 3042 code for a protein of 1013 amino acids. NCBI's taxonomy places the organism in Eukaryota, Viridiplantae, Streptophyta, Magnoliopsida, Fabales, Fabaceae. Gene Ontology annotation, molecular function: protein binding.
AUGCAUAGAAACCAAAGUUAUGCUUUUGUUGUUGUUUCCCUUUUGAGCACAUGUUUCAUGUUACUAUGUUCUAGUAGCCAUUCAUCAUUUGGUUGCAUAGAACAAGAGAGGCAAGCACUUCUUGAACUCAAAGGAAGCUUUAAUGAUACAUCAUUAAGACUUUCCUCUUGGGAAGGAAAUGAAUGUUGUAAAUGGAAAGGUAUAAGUUGCAGCAACAUUACAGGUCAUGUUGUUAAAAUUGACCUUAGGAAUCCAUGCUACCCACAACGAAGAAAACAGUAUCAAUCAAACUGUUCCUUCCCAAAUUAUGAGCUUAAAGCUCCAGAAAUCCAUCCAUCUCUUUCAAAUUUUAAACGUCUUAGUCAUUUAGACCUUAGUGGAAACAAUUUCAAUUCAAGUCCAAUACCAACGUUUAUCCAUUUCAUGAAUCAGUUACAAUUCCUUUCUAUCUCUGAUUCCCAUUUGAGUGGGAUGAUCCCAAAUAGCCUUGGAAACCUCACAAAAUUGACCUUUCUUGAUCUCAGUUUAAAUUCUUAUUUACACUCUGAUGAUGUGUAUUGGGUUUCAAAACUUUCAUUGCUCCAAAACCUUUAUCUGAGUGAUGUUUUUCUUGGGAGGGCACAAAAUUUAUUCAAGGUACUUGCCAUGCUUCCUUCUUUGCUAGAAUUAGAAUUGAAGAACUGUAGCAUAACCAAGAUGCACAGUCAUGAUCAUCAACUUGUUAGUUACACAAAUUUUUCUAGUAUUAAGUCACUCAAUCUUGCAGAUAAUAGACUUGAUGGUCCAGAUCUGAAUGCUUUUAGAAACAUGACUUCAAUUGAAAUUAUUUACCUUUCUAACAAUAGUCUUAGUUCAGUUCCAAUUUGGUUGAGUAAUUGUGCCAAACUUGACUAUCUUUAUCUUGGAAGCAAUGCUCUUAAUGGUUCUGUUCCAUCAGCUCUUCGAAAUUUGACUUCCUUGAGAUUGCUUGACCUUUCCCAAAACAACAUUGAAUCUGUUCCGCAAUGGUUAGAUGGGUUAGAGAGUCUUUUGUACCUCAAUAUUUCAUGGAAUCAUGUGAACCAUAUUGAGGGUUCUAUACCAGCAAUGCUAGGAAAUAUGUGUCAGCUUCUGUCACUAGAUUUGUCUGGAAACCGACUUCAAGGAGAUGCACUCAUCGGUAAUUUACAAUCUGCAAGAUGUAAUGGAUCUGGUUUAGAGGAACUUGACAUGACCAACAACAAUUUCAAUCAUCAACUGCCGACAUGGUUGGGGCAACUUGAAAAUAUGGUAAUCCUCACACUUCAAUCCAGUUUUUUCCAUGGUCCUAUUCCAAAUAUUUUGGGAAAAUUGUCAAAUUUGAAAUAUUUAACCCUUGGUAACAAUUACUUGAAUGGAACUAUUCCAAACUCUGUAGGAAAACUGGGAAAUCUAAUCCACUUGGACCUAUCUAAUAACCACUUGUUUGGGGGUCUUCCUUGUAGUAUAACAGCACUUGUCAAUCUAAAGUAUUUGAUUCUGAACAAUAAUAAUUUAACCGGAUAUCUUCCUAAUUGUAUUGGACAAUUCAUCAGUCUAAACACCUUGAUUAUUUCUUCUAAUCAUUUUUAUGGUGUCAUUCCUAGGAGUCUUGAGCAAUUAGUCAGCCUUGAAAACCUUGAUGUGUCAGAAAACUUUCUGAAUGGCACAAUCCCACAAAAUAUUGGUCGACUUUCAAAAUUGCACACCCUUUACCUUUGUCAAAAUAAUUUUCAAGGGAAAUUUCCCGAUAGUUUCGGUCAACUUUUGAACCUGCGCAAUUUAGACUUGUCUCUCAACCAUUUGAAAUGCAUGUUUUCUGAAAUAAAAUUUCCCAAGUCACUAGCCUAUGUGAACCGCACCAAUAACCAAAUCACUGGAUCCCUUCCCGAAAAUAUUGCUCAUAGAUUACCCAAUCUUACUCACUUGCUUCUUGGAGACAACCUCAUAAAUGAUUCCAUUCCAAACUCAAUGUGCAAAAUCAACUCUCUGUACAAUCUUGACCUUUCAGGGAACAAGUUAGUUGGCAACAUUCCUGAUUGUUGGAAUUCAACUCAAAGAUUGAAUGAGAUAAACCUUUCAUCAAACAAAUUAUCAGGUGUUAUUCCAAGCUCGUUCGGUCAUCUUUCAACUUUGGUAUGGUUACAUUUGAAUAAUAACAGUCUUCAUGGGGACUUUCCAUCAUUGUUGAGGAAUUUAAAGCAACUGUUAAUCUUAGAUAUUGGAGAUAAUCAAUUGUCAGGGACUAUACCUUCGUGGAUAGCUUUGCAAAUCUUGGACCUGUCUAACAACAUGUUGAUGGGGUCAAUCCCUCAAUGCAUUGGAAAUCUAAUAGCAAUGGUUCAAGGAAGUAAACCAUCCGUUUACUUAGCUCCUGGUGAGCCGAAGUAUAUUGAAUGGUAUGAACAAGAUGUCAGCCAGGUCAUUAAAGGAAGAGAAGAUCACUAUACAAGAAAUCUGAAAUUUGUGGCCAAUUUGGAUUUAUCAAACAACAAUUUGAGUGGACCUAUUCCUAAAGAAAUAACUCUUCUUACUGCUUUACGAGGCCUAAAUCUGUCACAUAAUCAUUUGUCAGGGGAAAUUCCUACAACCAUAGGAGACAUGAAGUUACUUGAAUCUUUGGAUUUCUCUCAUGAUCAACUUUCAAGCUCGAUUCCAAACACCAUGUCUAGUUUAACUUUUCUAGCUCACCUAAACUUGUCCUACAACAAUCUUUCAGGACCAGUUCCACAAGGAAACCAAUUUUUUACACUUAAUAUUGAUCCAUCGAUAUAUGAUGGAAACAAAUUUCUUUGUGGUGCACCAUUGUCUAAUCAUUGUGAUGCUGAUGACAGAGAUGAAAGUGGAGAUGAUGAUGAUGGUGAUGGUAAACAAAAUAGGAGUGAGAAAUUGUGGUUUUACUUUGUGGUAGCACUUGGAUUUGCUACUGGCUUUUGGGUUUUUAUUGGAGUUUUCUUGUUGAAGAAGGGUUGGAGGUUUGCUUACUUCAAAUUCAUUGAAGAGGCAGUGCACAGGAUAAAUGUGACAUUAAGAAGCGAAACAUGA